UUGUAACCACCAAUCCAUGUAACAAUUCCCCAUGUCAGAAUGGUGGAACAUGCUAUAACUUGGGAUCGGGUUCAUACAGUUGUCAAUGUGCAAGUGGAUGGACUGGUAAUCAGUGUCAAACAUCUACCAAUCCAUGUGAUAAUUUCCCAUGUCAGAAUGGUGGAACAUGCUAUAACUUAGGAUCGGGUUCAUACAGUUGUCAAUGUGCAAGUGGAUGGACUGGUAAUCAGUGUCAAACAUUUGUAACCACCAAUCCAUGUAACAAUUCCCCAUGUCAGAAUGGUGGAACAUGCUAUAACCUAGGAUCGGGUUCAUACAGUUGUCAAUGUGCAAGUGGAUGGACUGGUAAUCAGUGUCAAACAUUUGUAACCACCAAUCCAUGUAACAAUUCCCCAUGUCAGAAUGGUGGAACAUGCUAUAACUUAGGAUCGGGUUCAUACAGUUGUCAAUGUGCAAGUGGAUGGACUGGUAAUCAGUGUCAAACAUCUACCAAUCCAUGUGACAAUUUCCCAUGUCAGAAUGGUGGAACAUGCUAUAACUUAGGAUCGGGUUCAUACAGCUGUCAAUGUGCAAGUGGAUGGACUGGUAAUCAGUGUCAAACAUUUGUAGCUACCAAUCCAUGUGACAAUUCCCCAUGUCUGAAUGGUGGAACAUGCUAUAACUUGGGAGGGGGUUCAUACAGCUGUCAGUGUGCAAGUGGAUGGACUGGUAAUCAGUGUCAAACAUUUGUAACCACAAAUCCAUGUGACAAUUUCCCAUGUCAGAAUGGUGGAACAUGCACCAACUUAGGAUCGGGUUCAUACAGCUGUCAGUGUGCAAGUGGAUGGACUGGUAAUCAGUGUCAAACAUUUGUAUCAAGUACCAACAUGUGCCUGCAGAAUCUAUGUUUGAAUGGUGCUACCUGUGUGAAUAAUGGUAACAGUCAAUAUACCUGCAUAUGUAGGCCUGACUAUGUUGGAACAAAUUGUGGAUCAAGCAGAGAAAGCACACCAUCACUGGAUGCCUGCCAGUCAAGUCCUUGCCAUUCUCUCUCUAAUUGUUACAACACAUAUCAUAGUACUUAUUUGACAUCACCAGUGUCAUUGUAUGUGUGUGUAUGUCAUAGCAAUUACCUUGGUGUUAACUGUGACUCUCCUAUAACUGACUAUCCUGAUCUGAACAUGUGCAGUACUAAUCCAUGUCAGUCAGGUGGGACUUGUCACAAUACUUUUGAUAACGAUGGUCCAGGCAUUACCAGUAAAGUCUGCAUGUGUACAGUUGGAUGGGUUGGUAAUACCUGUGAAAUUAUAGCAACCAAUCCAUGUUCUAGUAAUCCUUGUCAGAAUAGUGGUACCUGUGUUGCUUUCAACACCUAUUAUACAUGUACAUGUGCCACAGGUUAUGCAGGAACUCAGUGUCAAACACCUGACACAGGUACUACUCCAUGCAGCAGUGAUCCAUGUCCAUCAAAUCAAAUGUGUUACUAUGCUGGAAAUCAAUACAUAUGUAUUGGCGGAAGACGUAGAAGAGAUGUCAGUACAGAAGGCAGCUUGGUUCCAUUGCAUGGAGCUGGUGUUAUUUGCAAUACAACUAUUAGUGUCAAUCACACCGUCAACAUAUUCUCACCACAAUUUCCAAGAAACUAUCCAGAUAAUGAGUUCUGUUGGUGGAUUAUUGAAGUUGAUGGAAAUUCAAAGAUAAGGGUGAAUUUUGAAUACUUUGCCACUGAAGAACACUUUGAUUGGCUUGAUAUUGGUCAUGGUGAUGUUGUAUCAGCUGAAACUGAUGUUCAUGCAUCAGGUUUAAUCAGACCAACCAGUUUUACUUCAAGUGGUAAGAAGAUUUGGAUUACAUUCAAGAGUGAUCAUGAGAAGACUGAAAAUGGUUUCUGGAUUCAAGUCACAAGUAUACCAAAUAUUGAAACAAGUGCCUUUGCUGGUUGCUCUCUGAAUCCUUGCCAGAAUGGUGGUACUUGUUUACUUCAUAGAGGACGAUCUAUUUGUAUUUGUGCUCACGGAUACCUUGGAGAUUACUGUGAACAUGAAAUGGAACAUACUACUCAAUUAGAUACCAACAUGACUUCUGUUGUUACUUUACCUUUUGGAGAGAUGUCAGUUUAUGCCUGGUCAGUUACAGCCAUUUGCUGUGUUCUAUUUGUAUUUUCUGUACUGCUUGCUGCAACAGUCUGCCGUACUAUGCACAAGAAGAAGCGUGUACUUAAUCGCAAAGUUCGCCUUGAUGAUGAUGGUAUAUUUGUAGUCCACUAAAAUGCAAACAUAACAAAACAACUAGUUUUUUUAACUAUUUUCAUACAAUUUUUUUAUCCAAUUUUUACUUAACUAAUUUGUUAAUUUUAUUUUCUCAUAAAAGUACUUCAAAUUUUUAAUAUCCAUAAACACUCAGGGUGGCAAUAUAUAUAUAUAUAUAUAUAUAUAUAUAUAUAUAUAUAUAUAUAUUUGGCUAAAAUUGGGGAGCAGCAUUCAGAAUAAAAUUAUUAUGAAUGUUGUCAUAAAAAUGCAGUAAUAUAGUUGGAAUAAUGCUUAAAUGUUGUUUUACUGUUAUAUUUUUGAGUGUAAUAGUACAUACUGUUUUUAAAUUGCAUGAUUUUAGACAGCCUUGUUCACAUCAGAACUAUCCAUAUCAUAUAUUCACUGUAGAGUGUACAUAUACAAAUUAUUUUACUACUGUGCUCACUUGUAAUUUUUUUAUCGACAAUUCUUAACAAAUUUUAUCCUUGUAUUUUGUACCUGAUGUACAUUUUGUGUUUUUGUUCAUUCUAUGAUGGGCAAAAUAUUCUGUACUAAUUCAAAAAAAAGUAAAACUACACCCCUUUCAUACUGCAUCAUCUGUUAAUCAGUUAGUAUACAAGCAUUAGUGUACUUGUUUAAAAACAGAAUUUUUGUACAUGUAUGGUCGAUCAAUAUAUGUAACAUUUCUGAUUGAUAUGAAAGAUGACUAAUAAAAUAUUUUCUAAACAAGA
Saccoglossus kowalevskii is the source of this 2959-nucleotide messenger RNA. RefSeq lists its product as uncharacterized. Gene Ontology annotation, cellular component: protein-containing complex; plasma membrane. Lineage: Eukaryota; Metazoa; Hemichordata; Enteropneusta; Harrimaniidae. Gene Ontology annotation, biological process: establishment or maintenance of epithelial cell apical/basal polarity; heterophilic cell-cell adhesion. Gene Ontology annotation, molecular function: calcium ion binding. The record is from RefSeq and is a predicted model, not a curated record.